Messenger RNA from Sipha flava (yellow sugarcane aphid), 1585 nucleotides. Its product is annotated as heterogeneous nuclear ribonucleoprotein Q-like. The record is from RefSeq and is a predicted model, not a curated record. The coding region runs from base 596 to 1585 and encodes 329 amino acids. Gene Ontology annotation, molecular function: mRNA binding. Gene Ontology annotation, cellular component: ribonucleoprotein complex; nucleus. Lineage: Eukaryota; Metazoa; Arthropoda; Insecta; Hemiptera; Aphididae. The transcript has a single exon.
UAUUAUAUUUUUCUGGCCAUAAGCCAUCGGUUAAAAAUACACUUUAUCAGCAGGAAUUAAACAUUCUGAGACUUUUUUAAUAACCAAGUCAAAGUAUUGGGUGGUAAUAUUGUAGAUAAGAAGAAAGUUUAAUAAACUAUAUGGAUAGUACAAAUUAGAAAGUUUACGCAACAAAAAGGUUCAAGCAAUCUAGUGGAAUAAGACUGUAAGCCGGUGGAAUAUUAUUUACUGCUAACCUUUAACACUGUAAUGCGUCUAAAUGAGAUAGAAAAACGUACGACGGAUUUAUAUAUAUAUAAAAAGGCACUAAAUCACCCGAUUACAAAUAGUGCUAUGUAAUAACCAGCUGGCUAUGUAUACAAAAUCAAUAUCGCAUAACCCGUAACGAGUAUUUUCAACUAGUGUAAAACAAGUACGAAAUAUUAAUCGAACAUUCGUUGUUAACAAGACAACAUAACAGAAACACUGUGGACAGGAAGAGAAUAAAGAAUAAAAACAAUCAAGAAACGAGGAAUUCGCGAAACCAUCACGCACGCGUCGUAUCGUUGACAACGUUCAAGAACUACAGUUGAUCAUACCUCGUGAUAGAAUCGCGAUGACGAACCGUUCGGAAAGCACAUCGAUCACCAAGGAUAACGGCCAAAAGUGCAGGUUGUUCAUGGGCAACCUGCCGAAGGUGAAGACGGAAAAGGAGAUAUUUGACGAAGUUAGCCGAAUAACGCGCGGUCAUCUGGUGCGUGUGAUCACGUACAAGAACUUCGACGACCCGUCGAUGCACCGGGGCUUCUGCUUCCUGGACUACAGGUCGGUGGCCGCGGCUAAAGAAGCAAAGCGAGUACUGUCGCGUCAAAAGGUGUUCGGGUGCAAGACGACCGUGGACUGGGCGGAUCCGGAACCGCAGGUGGACGCGGACACAAUGGCCACGGUGCGCAUACUGUUCGUCAGGCAGUACGGCGGCGUGCUGGACGAACGCGCGCUGACCAAGGUGUUCGGCCGGUACGGGGUCGUGGAGCGCGUGAAGAACCUGAAAAACUACGCGUUCGUGCACUUCGAACGGCGUGAGGACGCGCAGUCGGCCAUGGACGCGAUGGACUGUUCCAAGGACGUGGCUUCGGGCGUGCGCCUCGACGUCGCGUGGGCCAAGCCGCCCGCGGACAAGCGAACGCGGCAGCGAAUAUUGCGUGACCGGGAACGCCGGGUACGGAAAUCCGCGAUUUCGGCCAUGAGUCAACCGGCAUGCUACGCCCCGCGGCCACCUUGCCAAGCUCCCGGAGCCAAAAAACGCGUCGGCCCCCCCCCCGCCCCCACCAACGCAGCCUACACCAAGUUCGAGUAUCGCGGUUACGACUUGAGACCACGGCAACCGUGCAUCCAUUGCACACCCACCCUCGCGGUGACCAUUCCCGUGGCCAAGGCUACGUCCGACAAGCGCAACAGCGGCAUUGGACGCCGGUGCCGCUUCAACGUCGCGUUCGCGGACCAGCGCAGAGCGGUCCGUCACGAUGAUGGCGAUUGGAAGAAGGGUUGUACGAAAAGGUUGACAUUUUUCGAUACAAUUUCUACGAGCUGCACCAAAAAAUAUUGA